CUUGACCCUUGAGUGACAGCAAUGCUGCCCAAUGGGGUCGUCUAAUCCCCGCCCUCUGCUCAACGAGGCUGGGGGAGUCGGGCCAGGGUUUCUCUCUUUCUGUGUCUCAUUCGCAAGAUGGCGGAGGCUGCAAACUGCAUCAUGGAGAAUUUUGUAACCACGCUGGCUAAUGGGAUGAGCCUGCAGACUCCGCUAGAAGAUGUAACUCCCCACUCCUGGGGGCAGUCAGGGGGUAGAGCAAUUCAGGAGGUCUCAUGCACCCAGCCAGAAAGCAGCGUCAAGCCAACGGCGGAGGAGAUGACCUCCAAGGAUUACUAUUUUGAUUCUUAUGCCCACUUCGGGAUCCAUGAGGAAAUGCUGAAAGACGAGGUGCGCACGCUGACCUACAGAAAUUCCAUGUUUCAUAAUCGACAUCUCUUCAAAGACAAAGUGGUCUUGGACGUUGGCAGCGGAACUGGAAUCCUCUGCAUGUUUGCAGCCAAGGCUGGUGCGAAGCGUGUCAUUGGGAUUGAAUGUUCCAGUAUUUCUGAUUAUGCUGUGAAAAUUGUCAAAGCGAACAAACUUGAUCAUGUGGUGUCUAUCAUCAAGGGCAAAGUGGAGGAAGUGGAACUGCCUGUGGAGAAGGUUGACAUAAUAAUCAGUGAGUGGAUGGGAUACUGCCUCUUCUAUGAGUCCAUGCUGAAUACUGUAAUCUACGCAAGGGACAAGUGGCUGACUCCUGAUGGACUCAUAUUCCCAGACCGUGCUACACUGUACAUCACAGCGAUUGAAGAUCGGCAGUACAAAGAUUACAAGAUCCACUGGUGGGAGAAUGUGUAUGGCUUUGACAUGUCAUGUAUUAAAGACGUGGCCAUCAAAGAACCUUUGGUGGAUGUCGUGGACCCAAAGCAGUUGGUCACCAAUGCUUGCCUUAUCAAAGAGGUGGACAUUUACACAGUGAAGGUGGAGGACCUCACUUUCACGUCGCCCUUCUGUCUUCAGGUGAAGCGCAAUGACUACAUUCACGCCUUGGUCGCCUAUUUCAACAUAGAGUUCACUCGUUGCCAUAAGCGCACCGGAUUCUCCACCAGCCCCGAAUCGCCCUACACUCACUGGAAGCAGACAGUCUUUUACAUGGAGGACUACUUAACAGUGAAGACAGGAGAAGAGAUAUUUGGCACCAUUGGUAUGAAGCCCAACGCAAAGAACAACCGAGAUCUGGACUUCACCAUUGAUCUGGACUUCAAGGGCCAGUUGUGUGAGCUGUCCUGUUCAACGGAUUACCGGAUGCGUUAGCCCCUCUGCCUCCUGCCAGUGUUUCUCUUCCUCCUCCAGCCGACCUUGCACCCAGAGCUAACCCUCCUUGUCUUAUUCUGUUGGCGUAUCACUAAUUCAUUUCAUUGUGUAGUUUCCUGUUGCUACAACUCUGGGCCAGCAAGGAGAGGGUCAGUAUUAGAGGCUAGGGGGAAAAUAGCCAAGAUGCCCCCCCUCAACUCCAUUGCCCCUCGUUUUCGAAAUCCUCCCCUUCUCCCCCAGCCAGGAACUGAGGCUGUUAGCACAAUUUAAGACGCGCACGUGGUAUGUCCAUCCGUCCGUUUGUCCUGAGGGCCAACAGCAGACUUCCAUCAUGAAUUUUUAUUUUUGUUAGUUGAAAUCAUUGUUGACCUCUAUCGCACUGUGUUGCCUAGAAUUUGCUCUCUCCCACCCCAAUUUCCAGAAUAAUUCUGCUCUUCGGCAUCUCCUCCCCUCUAAUCAAAUGCUGCUCGGUUUUUUCCAAUCUAAACCUCUCUAUCCAGCGUCCAGUCGGGGGGGGGGGCGUUCCAACAAAUUUUUUUUAAAAAAAACCAAGAGGGCAUACAGAGAUGUUUGAGGGCGGAAAAGGCAUCUCCAUUUUGUGAGUGUUUUUUUCACUGACAGUUUUGUACUUCUCCCUCUUACAUUUGGUUUCGAUCUACAGUAUAGGGUGGGUGGGAGUGGUGUUUUUUUUUUUUAAUCCUGUGCCCUUGGAAAGCUGACAAUUUGUGUGACUUUCAUAACUUAUGGUUUUUAUAUGGUUACAUUCAUGAGGAAAUAAAAAAUAAAGAGGUUGAAACCAAUUGUUCACCCCUUCUU
Molecule: messenger RNA, 2091 nt
Organism: Pogona vitticeps (central bearded dragon)
Lineage: Eukaryota; Metazoa; Chordata; Lepidosauria; Squamata; Agamidae
Gene: PRMT1
Product: protein arginine methyltransferase 1
Biological process (GO): peptidyl-arginine methylation, to asymmetrical-dimethyl arginine; chromatin remodeling
Cellular component (GO): nucleus
Molecular function (GO): protein-arginine omega-N monomethyltransferase activity; protein-arginine omega-N asymmetric methyltransferase activity; histone methyltransferase activity
Source: RefSeq, a predicted model, not a curated record